Molecule: messenger RNA, 1386 nt
Organism: Saprolegnia diclina VS20
Lineage: Eukaryota; Oomycota; Saprolegniomycetes; Saprolegniales; Saprolegniaceae
Product: eukaryotic translation initiation factor 2 subunit 3
Exons: 1
Coding region: 1-1386 (461 amino acids)
Biological process (GO): formation of translation preinitiation complex; positive regulation of translational fidelity
Cellular component (GO): eukaryotic translation initiation factor 2 complex; cytosol
Molecular function (GO): GTPase activity; translation initiation factor activity; GTP binding
Source: RefSeq, a predicted model, not a curated record
AUGAACAACUCGCAGCUGGCCGUCCAGGACCUCUCGGCGCUCGACCCAAAGACGCUCACGCCGCUCACGCCCGAGGUCAUCUCGCGCCAGGCGACCAUCAACAUUGGUACGAUCGGCCAUGUCGCCCACGGCAAGUCGACGGUCGUCAAGGCCAUCUCGGGCGUGCAGACUGUGCGCUUCAAGAACGAGCUCGAGCGUAACAUUACCAUCAAGCUCGGGUAUGCCAACGCCAAGAUCUACCGCUCGGAGCCCGCGCCGGCCAAGGCGGACGAGGCGCCGACGGGCCCCAUGUACUCUGCCUUUGGCAGCUCCAAGCCGGACCGCUUCACGGACGAGAAGGGCGUGACGUGGGCGCUCCAGCGCCACGUGAGUUUUGUCGAUUGCCCGGGCCACGAUAUUCUCAUGGCGACCAUGUUGAACGGUGCCGCCGUCAUGGACGCCGCGCUCCUUUUGGUUGCUGGUAACGAACCGUGCCCGCAGCCGCAGACGUCGGAGCACUUGGCCGCUGUCGAAAUCAUGCGCCUCCAGAACAUUAUCAUUCUCCAGAACAAGGUCGACUUGAUCAAGCCGGACGCGGCCAAGGCCCAGUACGAGCAGGUCAAGCAGUUUGUCGCUGGUACGGUCGCCCACGACGCGCCGAUCAUCCCGAUCUCGGCCGUCUUGAAGUACAACAUUGACGUGGUCUGCGAGUACAUUGUGCGCAACAUUCCGAUCCCGCGCCGCGACUUUGUCUCGAAGCCCAAGCUCAUUGUCAUUCGUUCGUUUGACGUCAACAAGCCCGGCCAGGACGUGGAGAACCUCCAGGGUGGUGUCGCCGGUGGGUCGAUCCUCCAGGGCGUUCUCCGCAUUGGCGACGAGAUUGAAGUCCGCCCCGGUAUUUACUCGAAGGACGAAGAUGGCAAGGUGCAGUGCACGCCGAUCUUUUCGCGCAUCGUGUCGCUCAAGGCCGAGCACAACGAGCUGCAGUACGCGGUGCCCGGCGGUCUCAUUGGUGUCGGUACGCUCAUCGACCCGACGCUCACGCGGUCGGAUCGCCUCGUCGGCCAGGUGCUUGGCCUCAAGGGCAGCUUGCCCGACAUCUUCACAGAGCUCGAAAUCAACUUUUACCUCCUCCGCCGCCUCCUCGGUGUCAAGACGUCGGAGGGCUCAAAGGCCUCCAAGGUCCAGAAGCUCACGAAGGCCGAAGUGCUCAUGAUCAACAUUGGCUCGACGACGACAGGUGCCAAGAUCAUUGCCGUCAAGCAGGAUCUGGCCAAGAUCUUGCUUACGCAGCCCGUGUGCACACAGGAAGGCGAGAAGAUUGCGCUGAGCCGACGGAUCGACAAGCACUGGCGUCUCAUCGGUUGGGGUGAGAUCCGCCGCGGCGUCAAGAUUGAUAUCGCCUAG